AUGAAGUCUAACCAGAAGAAUAUCCAAAUUCGAGUUCCACCUGUAAUAGGAAAAUACAACGUUGUUGAGAAUAUAGGAAAGGGUGAUUUUGCUCAAGUUGUUCUUGCAAUUGACCCAAAAACAAAUGAAAAAGUUGCAAUCAAGAUAGUUAACCGAGAAGCAAUAGUUCAAAGAAAUAUUUUACUAUACCUAGAAAACGAACUUCGUCUUACUUGUAGAUUUAAUCAUCCUAGUAUUGUCAAAGUUUUGGAUGUAAUUUAUGAACCUGACAUUAUCAUGAUUAUUAUGGAAUAUUAUCCUCAAGGUGAUUUGCAAACAGUUAUAUCGCGUGGAGUCCACUUUUCUGUGGAAGACCAGCUCAGAAUUUCCCAACAAAUACUUGAAGGAUUAAAAUAUCUUCAUAAAAGAGGCGUAUGCCAUCGUGAUAUAAAGCCAGAAAACAUAUUGUUUGACGAUGAAAUGAAUCCAAAAAUCAUUGACUUUGGUUUUUCAAAAGAAAAUUCUGCAAUGAUGCAUACUUUUUGUGGAACUCCAUUUUUCAUUGCACCAGAGAUUGUUACACAGAAUCAAUACGAUGGAACUAAAGCAGAUGUAUGGGCAUUUGGUGUUACUGCUCACAUUUUAGCGUGUGGAAAAUUACCAUGGGUGACUGAUAAUGGCAUGCAGCUAAUUAAAGAUAUGCAAGAAGGCAAGUUAGAAAUAAACAUUGAACCAAUGGGUAUUAUGGGCUCAAUGAUACGAAAUGCACUUAUUGUUGAUCCGCAAGAACGCCUUUCGAGUGAUCAGCUUUUGUCACUUAUAAAUGAAUCGAAGAGAACCCAUAUAAGUAUAUCUAACAUGACGCUAAAUUCUAAAAAGAAUUCUGCACCUGUAUUGCCUCAUAUUAUUACAAAACAUCAUACAUCUAGUGGUUCGAUGGCCAAGAUUUUGACUUCUGAUAGGUUCUUAACACGCAUGCAAUUCAAUGUUAAGAGAAAAAUAUAA
This is a messenger RNA of Trichomonas vaginalis G3, 984 nucleotides long. Its product is annotated as protein serine/threonine kinase protein. Gene Ontology annotation, cellular component: cytoplasm. The transcript has a single exon. Gene Ontology annotation, molecular function: protein serine/threonine kinase activity; ATP binding. Bases 1 to 984 code for a protein of 327 amino acids. Gene Ontology annotation, biological process: peptidyl-serine phosphorylation; autophagy. NCBI's taxonomy places the organism in Eukaryota, Parabasalia, Trichomonadida, Trichomonadidae. The record is from RefSeq and is a predicted model, not a curated record.